AAGCAAUACAAGCAAAAGAGUCAAGGAAUAUGGCUAGAUUCGCAGACGAUAUGACAAACACAUGUAGCUUUGCUGAAAUUCGUCGUCACGUUUGGACAGUACUAACAGUUGAAUACAACUUGCAAUCAGCAGGUGGAUGGAUCUGGCAUAGACCAUCUCCAAAAGGAAAAGUGCAGCUGCAGCUAGUGAUGUCAGUAUUGGUGUUGAAAGUUAAAAUGUAGCAAAUGAUGAGGGUCUGUAUUAAACAUUAACGUCAAAUGUCGUUUAAGUUGUAAUUGGACUAGAUGCGCUGUACUCUUGUGCUAAGUGAAAAAUCUUUGCAAGUUGAAACCGUCAUUGAAAUAUUUCGGCCAUGGAUGGAAAUGGCACUAAGAGUACCCUGACUGACAAGUUAGUCACGGAAGCCCCAGGGAGUCCCUAUAGCCUGAGCAUGACCAUCUUGAUCUUGCAACUUCUGAGCAUGGUCACCGUGUUCCUCAUUACGCUGGCUGGAGCACUCCUGCCAUUGAAGGUGAUCGGGAGAAAGGCAACGCAGUCUAUCAAACGACGCCAGCGCUCGGAGAAGAUCUUGAGCUACUGCAACUGCCUGGCAGGCGGCGUGUUCCUGGCCACCUGCUUUCUUGGCCUGAUCCCUGCCGCCAGGGAGAAAUUCCAUCAGAUUUUUCAGGAGAAGAAGAUCAACGUGGACUAUCCAUUCUGCGAGGCGGCCGUGGUGCUGGGAUUUUUCCUAAUCCUGACUUUGGAGCAACUGGCAUUGUCCCUGCAGCAGCAAUGGAACAGCAGGAACAAGGUCAGUGAGAUCCAGAUGAAAAAAGUCAGCAUAAAGUUCAGCGCCCAGGACGGAAAGGUCAAAGCUGACACAACUGAUCUUGAGGACAGUGAAGAAGACGAAGAUCUGUUCGAUAGAGACUCGGACAGGCGGCCCAUGCUUGGGUCAUCAAGGGGGGAUGCAGAGGCGAGAAAUGGGGGUCACCGAAGGGUCAAUGCUGCACAAACCAAUGAAACAGGCGAUGGCGAUGUUGAGCCCGGCGACCAUUCCCAUGGACACAGUCACCUUAGUAACAUCAACAACUCCGGGUUGCUGCGGUCGCUCAUCCUCCUCUUCGCACUGUCGACGCACUCUGUCUUCGAGGGCAUGGCCCUGGGACUCCAGGAGAAUGUCAAACGCAUUCUGUAUCUUCUAAUUGCGAUGCUAGCCCACGAGAGCCUGGCUGCCUUCGCCCUGGGUGCCAGCCUCAUCAAGAAUUCAGUCAACACCUACGCGUUUGUCAUCUACGGGGUCGUCUUUGCCGGGAUGAUUCCAUCCGGUAUCGCACUCGGCCUCUGGAUCCGGGCUUCCCGCGGCUUUGGAGCUAUCAUCUGCUCGGCAAUCAUGCAGGCUGUCGCCGCCGGCAUCUUCAUCUUUGUCACGUUUUUUGAGAUCCUGAACCACGAGUUUGAGGUGCAUAGAAAUCGGCCGCAGAAAAUAGCCUUCGCUGUCAUUGGCUAUGUCAUCCUCGCAUUAUUAGAGGCUGUUGGAUAAAUUGUGUUUUUCGCAUUCAUAAUUCAACAAUUCAUAAAUUGCUUCCACCUUCAUGAUGUUAUGCAUAUUUAAGCUUUAGUAGGCCUGUGCACUGUAUCAGACAUCACAUCCAAAGAAUUAAUGCUGUUAAUUUUUCAGUUAAAUUGUAAUUCCAUUGACUGUGAUUUCCGUUUGAAUUUCAAACGGGUGGUGGAAGGGGGCCAGUGCCCCCCACCCUCACCCCCACUGAUUUGACUGGAGGGGUAUGGUUCCCCACUUUUUGCAGGCUUCAUGGAUCAGCCUAUUAAUGGCUGAUGCCUGAUGGUAUCACAACUGGCUCCUCCCUUUAACAUUGUGCCUUUUAGUAAUUAACGUAGUGUUGUUUCAGCAAUUUAGAUUUCUGUCACCAGACUUGAAAUUUUGAUGAAGAUCAGCAAGGCAAAGCUUGCUUUUGAAAACCAUUUAGAAAUCUUCACGAUUUUUGAAUUACUCCCUGUUAACCUUGCCCUUGGAAUACAUGUCACUGCUCUAAGAGUGUACAUGUUGCUAAAGUGAAAACAAUGUAUGUCAGGUGCACAAUUAUGUGUGUGAAAGGCAUCAGUGCGAGAACCACCGGUUGAACUGACACACUGCAUGUAUAUGUACUCCAUUUGUUUGCACUACACUUCCUGGUUCAAAUGAUGUCAGGCUUAGGUUCUCUAUUCUUGGUACAAGGGAAUGAGUAUGUGCAGGCACAUAGGUGUCACCAGGAUUUUUCCGGGGGAGUGGCAAACUUUUUUGGGGGGAAGCAAAGUGGCCAUCAACAAGAAAAUGAUCAAGACGGGAGGGGACCAAUUUUUAGAGUUUUUUUCACAAAUUGAUGAGUUUUCAUCUUUGUUGCAAUUGUUACACUUUUGUCCUUUUGCAUUUUUGAAUUUUUUUCCAGUGGAAGGAAGAAUCCCCGUUUGCCCCUCCCUCCAUGUACGUUUGCACUCAUUGACUCAUAAUUUACUUGUAACCAGACUUGGUGACCUGAACUACCCGUAUAAAACAAGAAAUUCAACCAUGGCAGCAAAGAGUUGAGUCUAUUCCUUAAACAGGUCAGGUAAAAAGUGUCGUUUCUCAGGGUCUACAACUUCUAUAACAGUUGUGUGAUUUGCAACAAUAGUUAUGUCCAGUUUCAUUGUCUUUAGCUACAGACUGGAGUUUACACAAUCAGAAGCCACGCAGAGCAGUAGCUUAAACCUUCAUGAAAAUAUUCUGAAAAUUUGAUAGACGUCGUGUGAUAAAAAUGCAGUCAAUAGAACUGUUGAAUGUGAUGUGUACCCUGUACAUUAACUGUGCCAUUUCAAAGCUAUUUUUAAUAUUCUGUAAUCCUUUAUGAAAUAUGUGAUUAAUGGUGCCAUUUCAAAGCUAUUUUUAAUAUUCUGUAAUGCUUUGUACCUUGUACCUGUUCAUGUCUGUGUUCUGGAACAUUAUUGUCCAAAUUCUGGUAGGUGUUGGUAUAGCCGGCGAAGGCAAAUAAUGAAAACUCAAUUGGUGAGUAACAAGGUUUUCGGACAUUCUGUGGUAGAAUGCACUGAAUGCCUUGAUAAAUUGGGAUAGUUUUUGUUGAGUGAAGAUGUAAAAACGUCACAAAUCCCACCUUUUUCUUGGUACCCUGCACUGAAUUCUUACGUGAACAUGUACCUGUUACAGAAGAACCAAUGAUGAAGCAGUGGUCAUCUGAAUCAAAAAGGGCUUGUUGUACUUGACACUACACCCAGAAUAGAAAACUUGACUAACAGUGUACAUGUACCACUUCUCUAUCCCCAUGAAAAGGCACGUAAAAUCUGAGCAUCUCCUGUUCGUUGCUUCCAACACCUGCAUCAACACCUGCAUUGUUAAGGAUGAACUCACUAUGACUAUAAAUGAA
This is a messenger RNA of Acanthaster planci (crown-of-thorns starfish), 3395 nucleotides long. It is a transcript of the gene slc39a3, whose product is annotated as solute carrier family 39 member 3. The record is from RefSeq and is a predicted model, not a curated record. Gene Ontology annotation, cellular component: plasma membrane. NCBI's taxonomy places the organism in Eukaryota, Metazoa, Echinodermata, Asteroidea, Valvatida, Acanthasteridae. Gene Ontology annotation, biological process: zinc ion transmembrane transport. Gene Ontology annotation, molecular function: zinc ion transmembrane transporter activity.